Messenger RNA from Panicum hallii, 1343 nucleotides. RefSeq lists its product as uncharacterized. Bases 84 to 1145 code for a protein of 353 amino acids. Gene Ontology annotation, molecular function: DNA-binding transcription factor activity; DNA binding. Gene Ontology annotation, biological process: regulation of DNA-templated transcription. The record is from RefSeq and is a predicted model, not a curated record. Lineage: Eukaryota; Viridiplantae; Streptophyta; Magnoliopsida; Poales; Poaceae. The transcript has a single exon.
GGAAACCAACUCGUCCUGCUGCCCCUCUCCCCCACAUAUAUAUACACCGCCCCAUCAUCCGCUCGAUCGAUCUCCUCUGGCAGAUGAAGCUCUCCUCGUCCUCGCGCCUCGCGGAGAGCUCCGAGAUCCUCCUCCUCCCGCCGCACCAGCAGCGCCGCAGCGGCAUCGUCGUCACGCGGAUGUUGUCCUCCCACUGCGACAACGGCGCGCUCAUGCCCUACGCGGCGGCGGGGCGGCGGGCGGCGGCGCUGCUCGACCACCGGCGGUACCGCCCGAAAGUGGAGGUGGCGCCCAGCUGCCCGCGCUGCGACUCGCCCAACACCAAGUUCUGCUACUACAACAACUACAGCCUCAGCCAGCCCCGCUACUUCUGCAAGGGCUGCCGCCGCUACUGGACCAAGGGCGGCUCCCUCCGCAACGUGCCCGUCGGCGGCGGGUGCCGGAAGAACCGCCGAGGCAAGCCCGUGCGCCCCAUGCCCGUCGCCGGCGCGGUCGCGGCCGGUAGCGCUGGCGGCGCGGCGGCGGCUUUCGCCCACCGGUCGUCGUUCCCCUGCACGCUGCGGCCGGAUCUGCUCCUGGAGGGCAUGGUCGGCAGCCCGGCCGGCGGCCUCUGCCAGCCGAUGGACGCCACCGACAGGCCGGCCGUGGUCCAGGGAUCCACGAUCGACUUGGCCUUGCUGUACGCCAAGUUCUUGAACCAUCAGCCGGCGGCGGUCGAGCAGUGCGCCAUCCUGCCGGAAUCGCUCGACACCUCGAGUGGCUCAUCAAGUGACAUGAGCCCCAACAUCCCGCCGCCGGAUCACCAUCCCUUCGCGAGGCAGGACGGAUUCGUCGAGCUGUCCGCACCGGCGAGCGCGGAUCCCAGAGCAGCCGCGCAGCAGUGCCCCCACGCACGCACGGAGGUGCUUGGGGAGCUCAUCAGCUUCAGCGUGGACCAGAGCUGCUUCGACUCGCUCGGCUUGCCGACGGACGACGGCGAUCUGAUCCUGCCGUCGACGUGGCAUCCGGAGGCCAAGUACGAGCCGUUCGAUCCGCUGCCCGAGGACGCCGCCAUGAGCCUCCAAGGUGGCAGCUCCAGCGGUGAUGAUUUAUGGAGCAGUGCGUUGGCCUGCCAAGGACUGGAAGCAGCUCUCUGCAGGCCGUAAUUUUUACUCAUCUUUUAAUGGUUACCGUGCUUGAGAUUGUUUUAUGCAUUCUUGUUUUUUUUUCAGGUUUUGAUCACGUUCAGGAGUAAUUUAUAGAGAUAAUAUAUAUACAUGUCCAGAUCAUGCAUAUUAAGGGAACAAGGGUAUACAUGUGAGAUAGAAAGAAUUGCAAUAAAAAUUCAAUACUUUUGUUUGGUA